This is a messenger RNA of Ananas comosus (pineapple), 1967 nucleotides long. Its product is annotated as CBL-interacting protein kinase 1. The record is from RefSeq and is a predicted model, not a curated record. Gene Ontology annotation, molecular function: ATP binding; protein kinase activity. The transcript is spliced from 13 exons. Lineage: Eukaryota; Viridiplantae; Streptophyta; Magnoliopsida; Poales; Bromeliaceae. Gene Ontology annotation, biological process: protein phosphorylation; signal transduction. The coding region runs from base 299 to 1714 and encodes 471 amino acids.
UCUCCCCACCACCACACCCGAGUCGAAGACGAUUCUCCCUCUUUCUUUUGGUUCCCUCUCUCCCCACCACCACACCCGAGUCGAAGACGAUCCCACCGAGUCGGGCCGCAGCUAUCUUCUACACACUUCUCCUCGUCGCGUCUGAGGCGACUCCGAAGCGAUUCGGCGGAGCUUCGCCUCUCUCGAUCGAUCGAUCGCCAUUGAGGAAUCGGAAGCUUCGAGCGAGGAGUAGAGGGAGACGAAGGGGGAGAUCGGAUCGGAUCGGAUCGAAGCGAUCGGAGCCGAGGAAGGUGCGUUAAUGGUGAGAGAAGGGGAGGAGGAGAGGAGAGGGACGAGGCUGGGGAAGUAUGAGAUCGGGAGGACGCUCGGGGAGGGGAACUUCGCGAAGGUGAAGUACGCUCAGCACACGGAGACGGGGCAACCCUACGCCGUUAAGAUCCUCGAUCGGAAGCGGAUCCUCUCCCUGAAGAUCGACGAUCAGAUAAAGAGGGAGAUCGGGACGUUGAAGCUUCUCAAGCAUCCCAACGUCGUACGGUUACAUGAGGUAUCCGCAAGCAAAACUAAGAUCUACAUGGUCCUCGAGUACGUAAAUGGAGGCGAACUGUUCGACAAAAUUGCAUUAAAGGGUAAACUUUCCGAACGAGAAGGGCGGAGGCUUUUUCAGCAGCUAAUUGAUGGUGUGAGCUAUUGCCAUGACAAGGGAGUCUACCACAGGGACUUGAAGCCAGAAAAUGUUCUUGUGGAUGCAAAAGGCAACAUAAAGAUAUCGGAUUUUGGUCUCAGUGCUUUGCCCCAGCAGCUUGGGACUGAUGGAUUACUGCACACAACGUGCGGCAGCCCCAAUUACAUUGCGCCUGAGGUGCUUGCAAACAGAGGUUAUGAUGGCUCCAGGUCGGACGUCUGGUCCUGUGGCGUUAUCCUAUAUGUUAUCCUUACUGGAUAUCUCCCUUUCGACGACCGCAAUAUAGCUGUACUUUAUCAAAAGAUUUUCAAAGGUGAUGUCCAGAUCCCUAAAUGGCUUUCUCCGGCUGCUCGAAACCUUUUGAAGAGAAUUCUAGACCCGAACCCGGUAGCUAGGAUAAACAUGGCCGGUAUCAAAGCUGACGAAUGGUUUAAGCAGGAUUAUAUUCCUGUUGUUCCUAAUGAUGAUGACGACGACGACGAUGGAGCUCACAGUUUAGCCCUUUCAAUCAAAGAGCACAAUGAGGAGUGCGGCCAUGGAAAACCAACUCACAUAAAUGCUUUUCAGCUGAUCGGAAUGUCCUCGGCUCUCGAUCUCUCUGGUUUAUUUGAGAAAGAGCAUGUCUCCGAAAGGAAGAUUAGGUUCACAUCAAACCAUCCGCCGAAUGAUCUAUAUCAGAAGAUCGAGGACAUUGUCACCGAGAUGGGUUUCCAAGUUCAGAGAGGAAAUGGCAAACUUAAGGUGAUGCAACUGCAAAAGAGCUCAUUGAGCCCAAAGAGCCCCGGCUUACUCCUAGUUGCUGCUCAAGUGUUUGAGCUCAGUCCCUCUCUAUAUGUUGUGGAACUGAGGAAAUCAUCUGGAGAUUCUUGCUUGUAUAGGAAGCUGUGCAAGAAGCUUUCGGAGGAUCUCGGUGUUUGCAAGGAUCAAUCGGAGGAUCUCGGUGUUUGCAAGGAUCAACAGAUUUUGGUGACGCAGCCUCCAACGCCAGAGCUCUGCAGCUCCGAUGACGAAACGCUUCUCGGAUCUUUGUGAUGUGGUUUGUAUUGCACCAUUUAGGGUGCAGAGAGAGAGAGAGAGAGAGAGAGAGAGAGAGAGAGUUCCCGCAUUGUGAACCAUUAGGAUCAGGAUUCCUAGUGUAUAGUUUUACAAAAUAGUGCCUAAGAAAGAAAGGUGCUGAGUUUAUAAAUAGUAAUAAUAAUAAUACAAGCUAUAUUUUACAAAAUAGUGCCGAAGAAAGGAAGGUGCUAGGGUUAACAAUAAUAAUACAAGUUACAUUAAUUUGCAA